Molecule: messenger RNA, 1396 nt
Organism: Phycodurus eques (leafy seadragon)
Lineage: Eukaryota; Metazoa; Chordata; Actinopteri; Syngnathiformes; Syngnathidae
Gene: rnd2
Product: Rho family GTPase 2
Exons: 5
Coding region: 208-912 (234 amino acids)
Biological process (GO): small GTPase-mediated signal transduction
Molecular function (GO): GTPase activity; GTP binding
Source: RefSeq, a predicted model, not a curated record
UCCCCGUCUGCCUGCAUGCAUGGUGGCUCAGUCCGGUCACCGGGCACCAAUUAGCGGCACUCAGCCAGUCCGUCAGCCGCACCGGAGGAGCGGCACACCGGCCAAGGCUGUGCUGGAGCUACGGGGAGCUCCGCGGAAGUAGUGUUGGCUGUUUGUUUGUUUCGUGUUCACGGAUGUUGGCGAACACCGACUGUACCUCUGACCGGCAUGGAGAGUCAGGGCAGCCGCUGUAAGAUCGUGGUAGUGGGCGACGCGCAUUGUGGCAAGACGGCGCUGCUGCACGUUUUCGCCAAGGACUGCUACCCGGAGACGUACGUGCCCACCGUGUUCGAGAACUACACGGCCAGCUUCGAGAUCGACAAGCACCGCAUUGAGCUGAACAUGUGGGACACGUCCGGUUCUUCCUAUUACGACAACGUGAGGCCGCUGGCGUACCCCGACUCCGACGCCGUCCUCGUCUGCUUUGACAUCAGCCGUCCCGAGACUCUGGACAGCGUCAUUAAAAAGUGGCAGGGGGAGACGCAGGAGUUUUGCCCCAACGCCAAAGUGGUGCUGGUGGGCUGCAAGCUGGACAUGAGGACGGACGUCAACACGCUGAGGGAACUCUCCAAGCAACGCCUCAUCCCCGUCACCCACGAGCAGGGCAGCACCGUUGCCCGGCAGAUGGGGGCGGUGGCCUACGCCGAGUGCACGUCCAAAGUGUCGGAGAACAGCGUGCGGGACGUGUUCCACGUCACCACGCUGGCGUCGGUGCGCCGGCCGCACAAGCCGCCGCUCAAGCGCAGCGCCUCCCGCCGGGGGCUCAAGUGCGUGUCGCAGCUGCCCCUCCCGCCGCUGCCGGGUCGGACUGAGCCCGCGGACCAAGCGCCCGUCCUGAGGAAGGACCGGGCCAAGAGCUGCGUGCUCAUGUAGAAAUGAUACGUGUACAGAAAUAUAUGCCAGAGGACGCCUAUUUAUUGUUUUUGUUGCACUGCAGGAGAUGAAAAAUGAAGUUGCACUGUGGAAAUUUGCUUUGUGUGUGUGUGUGUGUGUGUGUGUGUCAUUUUGUGUUGUGUCAAAAUGAUGGAGAAUCAGGCCUAAAGGAACACAGCACACAUAAGGACGCUGCCGUAGUGGAAGUGUGGCGAGUGAAGAGGACGGGCAUAUUCAAGCAUCCCAGGAGGACGAUGAUGAUGGUUGUGGUGGGGGGGACUGACUGACUACAAGAAUAGGAGCCAUGAGGCGAGUGAGUGGUUUGUUUUUGAGCCGUGCACAUGCGUCGCUACCACAAGUGCAUUCUAUUGAGCAUAUGAACACAUUUGCUUAUGUUUGCAACAUUAAUGUUGUGUUUAAUGUUAUUUUCUGUUACUCCUCUUCGCUCACAAUUGCAAAAUAAAGCGCCGGCUUGACUGCAGAU